Molecule: messenger RNA, 3285 nt
Organism: Lachancea nothofagi CBS 11611
Lineage: Eukaryota; Fungi; Ascomycota; Saccharomycetes; Saccharomycetales; Saccharomycetaceae
Source: the annotation of a GenBank genome assembly
AUGAGUGAUUACAGUGCGACAAUAUACAAUGCUAUUACCGGGACUAAUGUUAGCGCCAACGUGCGUUCCUUUCUGGCAAUGGAAGAUUUUAAAAGGUUUGUAAGCCAGCAAUUAAGGAUUCCAUUGGAUCACACCUUCAUUCUACUGCCUUACGGAGCAAAACUAAAGAAAAGUAUCUUCCUCAACUGCUUACGAGAAUCCGUGAAGUCUGAGUUCUACGUUUUCGAUCGGAGACUCUUUUCAUUUGCUCAAGAUCCUAGUUCUACCGAUCUAACCCUCAAGUCUCAAGAGGUACAAGACUUGUUAGGUACGGUCACUCAAAAUAAUCAAGUAACACUGAUUAAGCCGGUCACUUCACCAUUACUCGAGGUCAAUAAUGUCUCUUCAAAUUUGAACUAUCGCAAGGUCGUCAGUAUGCUGACUACAAAUAUGGGCUGGCUCAGCGCCUUAGAUAUUGACGCGCACUACUUUCUUUCAAUUAUUCACAACACAAUUCGGGAAACUAAUACGAUAUUUCAGUGCUUUACAAUUUGCUCGCAGUACCUUAAGCUUUACUGCUACGACAUUGAGAAACUGUACGACUCCAACGUAGAGUUUCUUAACCAGCUAACUAAUGACAGCAGCGCACAUCAGUGGCAAAAAUUAUAUGAUGGUUUACUCACUAAAAUCAACACGGUAAAUGACGAAAAAGAGAGGCAUCUGAGCGAUUUUCUUCGAAAACAAGAACUUGAGGAUGACUACAAUAAUCUCAAAACUAUUAGUCGCAGCGUCAACUCUCGACUGCGACAACUAAAGGAUCAGAUUAACGAUAACUUUCAAAAGCGGCAGGCAAUAUCUACAAAGUCACAAGAGCUAAAAGUCCGGUUCGAGCAGUCACCGUCUAAUUAUAAGAUGGAGAACCAUAUGAUGCAAAAAUUCGAAGAAAUGAUCAUGAAACUUAGACAAAGCACCCAUGACACUUUGGCUCUUACUUCUGAAGAGUUCACAAGUGAGGUAUUGGAAGAAGUAUCCCAAAAAAUUUCCGAGGACAAAAACUCCACAAUACGCAACCUCUUUACGGUAGCCCAAUCACUGUUUGUAAAAGCAGAAGAAUCUUUGGUAAACAAGAAACAACUUCAAGAGGAAAUGAUUCUGCUCUUAAGCCAGACUGCUUACAUACAAGUGCAAAUACUUGAUGUGAAGACGGUCUUACUUAGAGAAUGCAACCAAGAAUUAGAAACCUUACAAAAUUGUGAACUGCGUUUGUCCAGAGUGGAGGAUUUACCCAUCUUAUAUGGCUUGCACUUAAUUGAGAAGCUUAGGCGAAAACAGUGGCAUACACAGGUAAUGAAUCUGGACUCUAAACUUUCUCAAGAAUUUCAAGUUAUUGGGGAUGCCGAAGAAAAACGGCGGCAAAAAUGGAAUGAAACUUUUGGUCAGUCAGCUACUCUAUUUAAUAUUCCAAACACUGAUCUGGCCGAGGUACGAAAAGCAUGCAACUCUAAGCUAAAAAAAAUCUCAGACGUUAAUUAUGGCGAAGUGACAACCGAAAAGAUCGAACGUUUUCUUUUUCAGCUUUCCCAGCAAAACGUUGCUGCGGAAAGCGUUGCAAUACUUCAGAAGAACUUGGAGUCUGCGAUAAAUGUUUCCGUCAAUCUUAAGACAACACCUCGCUUAGGAAGUUCUUUUUCCUUGAAAUCAUCCUCUUCUGAGACUGAUUUAGUCAAGGGAUACAAAAGAAGAAUCCAGAAACUAGAGUCUCUUCUGCAUGACGCUAAAUUCUCAAACAUUAACUCCUGGCCUUCAGGAAUUCUGAAUAAUGCGACAUGGACUGCUUUUGAUAAUAACGUUCCACCUUUGAACGUUAAAAUGUCAAUGCUUUUAGCUGAUGGAAAAGAAGUAGCACCCGAAUACCUGAAAGAAAGCUCUCUUGUCAACUUUGCCAAAAUUCAGAGAGAACUAGAGCAGCAUCGAGAAGAGCUGGCUAUGAGUAUUGAAGAAACAAAAAAGCUUAAAACCCAGAUCGUUGAUUUUGAGGACGAAAAAAAUGCUUAUCGGGAAACUCUUUCAGCCCUGAAUCAUGAGCUUUACAGACUGACCUCUGAGGAGGAACAGCGAGAGCGCAAGGAGUUUUCUCAGUACAGAGAGCUCAAAGGCAAAAUUGACACGAUAGGGAAACUAAAUUCCUCCUUGCUGAAUGAAGCAGAGGCAUGGAAACAUAAAUAUGAGCAAGAGACACGUUUGAAAGAAGACCUGCUUUCAGAUAUGGCAAAUCUUGAAAAUGAAUUUGUGAGGGAGAGAGCUGAUCUUUUGACGAAUAUCACUGAGCUGCGUGAGGAAGUUUCUUCACUGAAAGUAUCUGCUGAGGAGUCAGUCGGCAAUCAUAUUGCUGCACCAACUCAAGAAAUUGUCACAGACGAAGUACCUGAUAAAGCUUUUGAUGAAGCUAUGGAACUUAACAAAGAAACACUUACCAGAGUGUUCGAAAUAUUCGCCAAUGGCGUUUAUAUUUUGGAAAACAUCGGUCUGCUGCUAUCAAAAACAGAUGAGCAGCAAUUUCUAAUAACUCGAGUAAAAGGCCUGCGCAAAGGCUUUUCGCAAAGCGACCUUUUGGAAAGUGGGCUAGAAUUGAAAGGUCCUGUGAGUAUCAAAAGCACAGCAUUUCAAGACGUGAAAAAAAAAUUUGAAGCGUCGGUCAGCUCCAGUGAUGCGCAAUUACAGAGAGAUUUCUUGUCGACGAUGAAUAAGCUCUUUGGGAACAACUUUUACGAAACAUCGGUUAUCAAAAGGUUCAAGGAUAUAGAAGCCUUAGCUAAAAAGCUGACCAAAGAGAACAAAUUCAAGAGGGGGUUACUUGAAACAUAUCAAAGAGAGAAGAUCACAAUAAAGAACUUUCAAGUUGGUGAUAUGGCUUUAUUUUUGCCUACGAGAGACGUUCCUGAUUCAGUUUCUUCUUCUGUCUCUUCCCUUGCGUCCUCAUUUUCGUCGGUAGAUCUUUCAACUCCCCCUCCUCCUGGUUUCACAUCGGCUCAAAAUGAAGACCACAGACCAGGAAAAUCUAGACGAGAGAACAAUGACAUCAAAAAAAUCGUACCGUGGGCCGCUUUUACAGCAUUUGAUGAAACUACGAGAUAUUUUUUGAAGGAUAAUGAAAAGUUUACAGUUGAUAGAGAUUGGUUUGUGGGUAAAAUUACAUCAGUUGAGCGGAUAGCAGCAAAUGACUCCGCUUCUAUUCCAUUUAAACUUCCCAAGGGGGCAAGUUGGGUACAGGUCACCGCUGAUUUUGUUUCGGGAAAAAAUUUCUAA